Molecule: messenger RNA, 2076 nt
Organism: Aspergillus terreus NIH2624
Lineage: Eukaryota; Fungi; Ascomycota; Eurotiomycetes; Eurotiales; Aspergillaceae
Product: RINT-1 family protein
Exons: 3
Coding region: 1-2076 (691 amino acids)
Biological process (GO): regulation of ER to Golgi vesicle-mediated transport; retrograde vesicle-mediated transport, Golgi to endoplasmic reticulum; endoplasmic reticulum to Golgi vesicle-mediated transport
Cellular component (GO): Dsl1/NZR complex
Source: RefSeq, a predicted model, not a curated record
AUGCUGAUGGACCGCAGCAAGGAAGCCUUAAAAUGCAUAGAGACAUCCCCUCGGGAAGCCAUCCAGCCGUACACCCGGCUGCGAAGUAUCGCCGAAUCGCUGAAGGAGGCUCAACCUGCAGCCGAAGGCGCAGCGCCUCACCUGGUGGAGCAUGUCGGUAGACUCUCGUCAGUCCUGAGAGAACAUCUAAAGGGUAACUUCACCAAACGACUGCAAGCGAUUCUGGAACAGAUGAAAUGGCCUUCCAAAGAAUUACACUUUCCGAGCGACUUGCAGACCCAGUGGGCCGAGAAUGUCGGACUGCUCCUCGACCUGCAAAUACCGGAACUCAAGAGCCGCGAGUCUGCAGGCCAACAUCCAGUCGACCUGCCGAUCUUGUUCCCGCUGGAAGUCAUGGUGCAUCCUUUGGAGCUCCGAUUCAGAUACCACUUUAGCGGAGAUAAGCCGACGAAUAGGCUAGACAAGCCGGAGUACUUCCUAUCGCAUGUCAUGGAUUUGAUUAACAACUUCAGUGGCUUUUUUGCUUCUUUCCUACAGCCAAUCUUUGACGACAAGGCGAAAGUUGUUGGGUCCGACCUGGAAUGGAACUUUUACAACGCUUCUCAUGCCUACAUUACGGCACUGUUCCCGGUUUUGAGACAGAAGAUCACCACGUUCUUGCCUCAGAUCUCGAACCACCCGCAACUUCUCAGCCAUUUCAUGCACGAGCUGAUGGGCUUCGACAACGAUAUCCGCGAGUCAUGGAAUUACUUGCCAGACCCAUAUAUGGAGGACAACUGGAAGGGUAUGACAUGGGAGGUCCUCAGCAAAGGGGGGUGGUUCGAUCGCUGGCUGCAGGUGGAGAAAGAUUUUGCGUUGGCUCGCUACAAGGAAAUCGUCGAGGCUCCGGACAGCGGCCAUAUCGACUAUGACGGCGUCGAACCCACGGCGACCAAGCCGACCAAGGCAGCCAUCCGGGUUAACGACCUCCUGGAGACAAUCACCGAGCGUUACCAGCCCCUGUCGUCAUUUAGUCAAAAGCUACGUUUCCUCAUCGAUAUUCAGAUCACCAUUUUUGAUCAAUUCCAUGAGCGACUGCAUUCGGCGCUGGAAGCCUAUCUGGCAAUGACAUCGACGAUCGGUCGCACGGUUCAGGGUGCAGAUGGAGCCAGCGUCGAAGGCGUUGCAGGAUUGGAGAGGCUUUGCAGGGUUUUUGGGAGUGCCGAAUACCUGGAGAAGAAGAUGGAAGAUUGGAGCAACGAAGUGUUCUUCGUCGAGCUGUGGUCGGAACUCCAGGAGCGAGUCCGAAAGAACACAGAUGGUGGCAAGAAUGUCGCUGGAACCAUGUCUGUUGCUGAUGUUGCAUCGCGCACUUCCCAGGCGGUUGGGAACGGGUACGAUGGUCCAGGUUCGACUGAGGGAGCGUUAUUCGAUGAAACAGCGUCCGCGUACCGUCGGCUACGACUCCGGUCCGAGUCGAUCAUAACCUCAACACUCAAUUCAAAUGCACGGUCGGCGCUCAAGACGUAUUCUCGUGUUUCGACUUGGGCUACUGUUGCUCCCACGUCGUCCGCUCCGCUACCUCCAACUUCUGACCUGGCUCCUGUCAUGCGUACCCUGUCGACGGAAAUCUCUUUCCUUUCUCGCACUCUCGGCGUUGCUCCUCUGCGGCGUAUUGUCCGCCAGGUGCUUCUUUCCAUCCAGACUCAUAUCUGGAGCAACGUCCUCAUGAGGAAUACAUUCUCCGCGGCGGGCGCUGCCCAACUCAUCAGCGAUAUGGAACACCUCUGCGGUGUUGUUGAUGCUGCACUCGGAUCUGCAGCACAAGCGGGUGGAUCCAUGAAGGUGCUCCGGAAAUUGAGUGAAGGUCUCCUGCUUCUGGGUCUGAAGACAAGUGCGCCGAAAGACGGAUCUUCCGAGGAAGACGACAACUCCCCUGACGAAAAAGUCAUCGGACUUGGGUUGUGGGAUGUAGAGAAAAGGCUUUUCAAGGACAAUGAAAGCGCCCGAGUCGUUCUCGCUGAUCUUGGGGUCGAGACGCUCACGGAAGCCGAGGCAAGGAGCGUAUUGGAGAGGAGAGCUGAGGUCGGCAACUAG